GAGCAAACGGAUUGGAGAGUAGAGGCUGAAUCUACUAUAGGCAAUGUAAAAGAUAAAGUGAAGAAUGGAGGAACACCAGUACAUGAACGUCUUUUUGGGAAAUUGUGCAAGAUAGAUAUCAAUGAUUUAACGUGUGAUGAUCCUUUGUCUAAUGGUGUAAUCGACCUUGGUUCUGAUAAAUUCCAAUUAUCUGAGAUAGUAGCUCGUCUAAUCGAUGUCGCUAUAUAUCAAUUACCAAUUAAUAGCGAAGUAGAGGUGACAAGAAAUGAGCGCCAGAGUGUUGCUAGUAAGGAUCGUAAGGCCAAACUAAAGGAUGGUGCAAGGGGUAAUAAACCAGACUUUAUGAUUCAAGUGUUUCUAGGCCAAAAAUGGAAUGAAAUUGUAUAUGCUGAAAGUGGUAAAUGGAAUUGUAACGAAGAAAAAAUACUUGACGAUCACAAUAAAUUGGUGAGAUUUUGUAUAGAUGGCUAUAAAGAGGUUUCAAAAAAGCAUGUGAAAGAUGAUCUAUGA
Molecule: messenger RNA, 510 nt
Organism: Entrophospora candida
Lineage: Eukaryota; Fungi; Glomeromycota; Glomeromycetes; Entrophosporales; Entrophosporaceae
Source: the annotation of a GenBank genome assembly